This is a messenger RNA of Chenopodium quinoa (quinoa), 1693 nucleotides long. RefSeq names its product NADH--cytochrome b5 reductase 1-like. Gene Ontology annotation, biological process: electron transport chain. The record is from RefSeq and is a predicted model, not a curated record. Bases 535 to 1371 code for a protein of 278 amino acids. NCBI's taxonomy places the organism in Eukaryota, Viridiplantae, Streptophyta, Magnoliopsida, Caryophyllales, Amaranthaceae. Gene Ontology annotation, molecular function: cytochrome-b5 reductase activity, acting on NAD(P)H. The transcript is spliced from 9 exons.
AACCCAAUUUCACAGGGAAAACCCAGAAAAAUUGUCAUUCAAGAGGAGCUCAGAAAUGGGGAGAGAGAAAGUGAGAUGAAGCGUUCUUUUUGGGUAAUGAGAUAGAAAGUCAAGAGACAGUAAAUCCCAAUGAGACAAAAGGACAAUAACGGAGUACUGACAAUUUUCAAAUUACAUAUUAAUUGACACUUUUAACCCUGCGAGACAUUACCAAAUGUCUCACAACCCUCCGUUUGGAACGCCUCUGAAAGAACUUAGCAUUCUCGCUCGCGAGGCUCGUGGUAGGUAAGACUGGACUGGAGUAGUAGUGGUGGGAGAGAAUGAGAUCUAAGUAUCUAACCCCCCAUAACUCUCCCAAACACAUUGUUUCAAUCAUACAUAGUUGACAUCCCCAUUAUCAGCUCACCUAAUUUCGCCCAUAGUAUCAUUAAUCAUACCUAACACCAUUCUUUCCCUUCAAAAAUUAAAACCUCUUUUCCAUUUUUUUUGUGUAACAAAACAUCCCCUUCCAAAAAAAUAGAAAAUUAAAAAACAAUGGAUUUCUUGGAAUCUCCUGAGAUGAAAAUCGUAGCCAUUGGUGUGACAGUUGUUGUUGUUGCCGCUUCAGCUUCUUGCUUAUUCUCUACGAAGAAGAAAUCUAGAGUUUGCUUGGAUCCUGAGAAUUUCAAGGAAUUUAAGCUUGUGAAACGCACCCAAAUCAGUCAUAAUGUGGCUAAAUUUACAUUUGCGCUUCCUUCUCCAACUUCUGUCUUGGGUCUUCCCAUUGGUCAACACAUCAGUUGCAGGGGAAAGGAUAGUCAAGGAGAGGAGGUCAUUAAACCAUACACUCCAACUACAUUAGACUCUGAUGUUGGGCGCUUUGAGUUAGUCAUCAAGAUGUAUCCUCAAGGAAGAAUGUCACACCAUUUUCGGGAGAUGCGUGUUGGUGAUUAUCUUGCUGUAAAGGGACCUAAGGGGCGCUUCAGAUACCAGCCUGGUGAAGUGGCAGCUUUUGGGAUGCUUGCUGGAGGUUCUGGCAUCACUCCAAUGUUUCAAGUAGCUAGAGCCAUAUUGGAGAACCCAAAAGACAAAACUAAAGUGCAGCUAAUAUAUGCCAACGUGACUUAUGAGGAUAUUCUUUUGAAGGAGGAAUUGGAUGGGCUAGCGGAGAAUUAUCCUGACCGUUUUAGUAUAUACUAUGUCCUUAAUCAGCCUCCUGAAGGAUGGAAAGGCGGUGUUGGAUUUGUAAGCAAGGAAAUGAUUCAAGAACACUGCCCUGCACCUUCAUCAGAUAUACGGAUCUUGAGAUGUGGCCCUCCGCCUAUGAACAAAGCUAUGGCUGCUCACCUGGAGGAACUGGGCUAUUCUUCUGGCAUGCAGUUUCAGUUCUGAUCUCACUGAUCCAGUAAUAUCGAGCUUCAUAUAAAACAUGAUAUUGGGUUAUACAGUGGCGUACUCUUUGAUUCAUUGGCUACCAUGACUGGCUGCUGAACACCUUAAGUGGGAUGUGAUUUCUGCUGGUGUUUAUGUUGAUACCAGAAAAUUUAAGAUGCUUGUUCACAUUGGUGUUAGGAUGACAUUCCUCCGAGAGUUUGACUCGUAAAGUUCCUGUUUAACUGUUUUGCUUGAUUUACAUUUAGAUAAUUGUUUUAACAAGGAAUUAGCAAAAGGGUUAUAAGUUUGCCUAAUACAACAACACAUGCAUUUCAUGAUG